AUGUUGGUCCGCCCCCUCUUUGCGGCCCUGACCCAAACAGACGAUUUCGCUGGCGUCGUUGCAACCGCCAAGUACGGCGAACCGGGCCUUCCGCCCCGCUUCGUGCCUUACUACUACGACCAAGGCGCCCCAGGCAUCGAACACACGAACUUGUCGUCGCACAACAUCAUGGCGUCGGCGGACGGUCGAUUUCGGGUGUCCGGCUUUGGGCUCACCAGGGUCAAGUCCUUCCUUCGCGACAAGGGCCACGCUCGUGACGACGACGGGUUCGUCUCGGAGUGGCUCGCCCCCGAGUUGCGCGACGACGCACGCUACGCCCCGCACGCUGGCAAGGCCGACGUCUACUCAUUCGGCGUCGUCAUGAGGCACCAUCCCUCCCCAAAACUGGCGAAGAGCGUUGUCCGCGACGAGUACCCGCCUCUCCCCCUCCCCAGACGCCUACCCACAGUCCCUGCGGGCUACCUCGCACUCAUGCACCAGUGCUGCUCACUUCAUCCCAUCAACCGGCCCUCCUUCUCACACAUCAAGUCUUGCCUCGGCGACUUGGCGAGCUCCUUGUAG
This is a messenger RNA of Acanthamoeba castellanii str. Neff, 561 nucleotides long. RefSeq names its product protein kinase. The coding region runs from base 1 to 561 and encodes 186 amino acids. The record is from RefSeq and is a predicted model, not a curated record. The transcript is spliced from 2 exons. NCBI's taxonomy places the organism in Eukaryota, Discosea, Longamoebia, Acanthamoebidae. Gene Ontology annotation, molecular function: ATP binding; protein kinase activity. Gene Ontology annotation, biological process: protein phosphorylation.